GCAGCAGCAGCAGCGGCAGGAAUAGGAAAAACAGCCAACAACAGCAAUUCGACGACAACAACAGCUUCAGCAGGAGCAGCAGCAGGAGCUACUUCAUCAACAUCAUCGUCAGGGCCAGGAGUAGGUGGUAUCAAGUCCUCAACUAACUGGGAGGCACCACUUGAAGAUCCAUUUAAAAAUAUUGUACGAAUUGGUGAUGGCAAUACAGUAUUGCGGACAGCAGUUGAACAGUCGCUGGUGACCAUCCAUGACAUUGCCACCGAAAAUUUGGGUACAUUAUGCAUCUCCACGCUCUAUCGCCCCUUACAAGUGCCCAUCAAUUCGGAGCGUUAUGAGAGUUCAAGACAAAAGGCCGAUUUGGCAGCAUCGAUACUUCAGGAAGUUGGCAUCAUCAGACACGGAGGACUCUCGGAUGCCUUGGCCAAGGGAUUGCUUACAGAUGAAUUCAUAACUGGUGCACGGAUUUUGGCUUUGAAUCUAACCAAUGGGGCGGUGCAGUCCUAUGUGUGGUGGGUGAAGGGCAGCCAGGAUAAAGUUUUGGGCGAGGGUGAAACGCAACGCUAUAAUGAAGAAGGAUUGCAAAUUGGCAAAAAGCCAGCCAACAGUUAUCCAUGGUUCGAUGAUGAAACUAGCACUCCAAGUUUGCGUUCCCCGAAAUUUGCGCCUAGCCCACCGAAUAACUAUUACAAAGGCUGGUGGACAUAUCCAUAUUUCUCUUGUGCAUUGAGCAAAUGGCUAGUGUCCUACAGCAUUGCCAUUCCACCGAGUGGUCGCCAUGGCUUGCGUGGCUUCAUUAGCAUCGACAUCAAUGUGUCCACAUUGAGGGUGAAUCAGUGUGAGGGCGGCUUGAGCGGAUUUUCCACUUACCAAUCGGGUAGCCAUCAAAAGAAACUGAUGACAAUGAUGAUGCUGAGACGACCCCAAGGCAGAAUGGCUGGAGGAGUCGUUGGCGUUGGCGGUGGCAGUGGCGGCGGCGGUGGUGGUAAGCUGAUUACCAGCGAUGUCGACUUCAUUAAUGAUUUGCAGGCCUUUCAUGGCUCUCAUAAAUGUCAUCGCAACUCCAUGGUGUGCGAUUAUCGUCAGCCCAGCCCAAAUUUGGAUUCAACGACAAUAACCGGGGGCAAAAUACUGAGUGCUUUAACUAGUAGCAGCUGGUCCCGCGGCUCCUAUCAGUGCCUGUGCAAGCGUGGAUACUAUUCUUUGCGUCAUCCCGAUGGCUUCAAUGGCACCAUUAUGGAAAUUGCCUGGCAAGAGCAUCAGGACAAUAUAAGCAAUUACUAUACAGAAGUAUUCAAAUGUUUGGCCUGUGCUCCCGGCUGUGACCAGUGCACCGGGCCAGAGCCUUGCUUGGCCAACUUUCAUUGGCCAUUCAGAAUAUCCCUGCUGACCAUUUCGAUUGGUUGUGCUUGUGGCACUUUCAUUUUGGCUGGUUAUCUCUUCCGGCAUCGACGUGUUAAGGUUUUCAAAGUGGCUAGUCCCAUCUUUUUGAUGAUUACCCUGAUUGGUUGCGCCAUCAUGUAUUUGGAGAUGGUUGCCAUAUUCCCCUAUCUGGACACAAGUUGGUGCAUUGUUACGAAAUGGACACGUCACAUGGGCUUUUGCAUCACCUACACAUCAUUGUUAAUGAAAACCUGGCGGGUCUCAUUGACUUAUCGUGUGAAAUCGGCCCACAAGAUCAAGCUCAAUGAUCAACAAUUAUUGCAAUGGAUGGUGCCGAUUCUUCUGGUGAUGUUAAUCUAUUUGGGUACUUGGACCAUCUCGGCCACGCCCUAUGCAGAGGUGAUCUACGAUCAAAAUCAUUUGAAAUUUAAGCAAUGCUCAUACAAUUGGUGGGAUCACAGUUUGGCCAUUGGUGAGGUCUUCUUUCUGGCCUGGGGCAUACGUGUUUGCUAUAAUGUACGCAAUGCAGAGAGUCUAUAUAACGAGGCCCGUUUAAUAUCCUAUGCCAUCUAUAAUAUUGCCAUUGUUAAUAUAGCGAUGGUAGCAUUUCAUGUCAUGCUUUUCCCAAAUGCUGGACCUGAUUAUAAAUAUCUUUUGGGUUUCGUUCGCACUCAACUAUCGACAACAACCACAAUUGCUCUGGUAUUUGGACCAAAGAUUUUACGGGUCUAUAAGGGACAAGGUGACAAAUGGGAUCAAAAGGCCAAAGUGAGAAGUAUAACCGCUUCUUUCUCACUAAAUGGAGUGGGUCUAGUGCCAGAAGAGUCACCCGAUCUCUACCAAGAGAAUGAAGAACUAAAGGAACAAAUACAAAAAUUGGCCCAUCAAAUCGAGUUUAUGAAGACUGUGCAUAUGCAGAUGAAUAAUAGACAUUUGAAACCGAAACCGGGUGGAUAUUUUACCAUAACAUCGACCUCAUUCCAGGCGCCAUAUAGCAAGAGUCAGGUAUCAACUGCACAAACGCAAACGGGCAAGGAUGAGAUUAGCAGCGGAGGCGGCGGCGGAGCCACGCCUUUGAAAUGCAAAUCGCCCAAAGCGGGCAAAGUCUGACGCGGUCAACGAAGU
This is a messenger RNA of Drosophila willistoni, 2505 nucleotides long. RefSeq names its product probable G-protein coupled receptor CG31760. The record is from RefSeq and is a predicted model, not a curated record. Gene Ontology annotation, molecular function: G protein-coupled receptor activity. The annotation marks the transcript as partial. The transcript is spliced from 12 exons. Gene Ontology annotation, biological process: G protein-coupled receptor signaling pathway. Gene Ontology annotation, cellular component: membrane. Lineage: Eukaryota; Metazoa; Arthropoda; Insecta; Diptera; Drosophilidae.